Messenger RNA from Lolium rigidum, 1209 nucleotides. RefSeq names its product polygalacturonase-like. The record is from RefSeq and is a predicted model, not a curated record. Gene Ontology annotation, biological process: pectin catabolic process; anther dehiscence; fruit dehiscence. NCBI's taxonomy places the organism in Eukaryota, Viridiplantae, Streptophyta, Magnoliopsida, Poales, Poaceae. Gene Ontology annotation, molecular function: polygalacturonase activity.
AUGGCGUCGUCAACGAGUGCUAAGCUCGUGUGGUCUCCCCUGCUCGCGCUGCUCUUGAUGUCCGUCUGCGAUGCUAGCUCAGUGGAACAGCCUUGGCAAAGGGGCGCUCGGGGCGACGGGAAGCACGACGACACGCAGGCCUUGGCAAAGGCGUGGAGCGCGGCGUGCUCCUCUUCCCGGCCAGUCGUGCUGCUCGUUCCAAAGGGCAAGAGCUACCUCACCAAGUCCACCACUCUUUCUGGCCCAUGCAAAUCCACAGUCGUCUGCACCGUAAAAGGCACGAUGGUAGCUCCUCCGAGCCGGUCAGACUGGACUGAAAACAACAUCCACUGGAUCAUGUUCCAAGGAAUCUCCGGUCUCACUGUCACCGUUGGCGGCACAAUCAACGGCAAUGGCCAGAUUUGGUGGAAGAACUCAUGCAAGACCAAUGAAGCUUUGCCAUGCACACAGGCUCCCACUGCUUUGACAUUUCACCUAUGCGACAAUCUGAAGGUGGACAACCUGAAAAUUGUCCACAGCCAACAGAUCCAUAUGUCGAUAGAGGAUUGCACCGACGUGCAAUUAACCCGCAUGUCUAUCACGGCGCCCAGCACAAGCCCGAACACCGAUGGCAUCCACAUCACGCGCUCCAAAGAUGUGCAAGUUAGAGGGUGUAUCAUCAAGACCGGAGAUGACUGCAUGUCGAUUGAGGAUGGAACUCAGAAUCUUCAUGUCACCAAAGUCGUGUGUGGUCCCGGACAUGGCAUCAGCAUUGGAAGUUUGGGAGAUGACAACUCUAGAGCGGAGGUUUCCGGCAUUACAAUUGACUCGGUGCAAUUAUAUGGCACGACCAACGGUGCCCGAAUCAAGACAUGGCAGGGCGGAAGUGGGUUCGCGAAGAAUAUCAUAUUUCAGAACAUUAUCAUGGACAAUGUUCAAAAUCCAAUUAUUAUUGACCAGAACUACUGUGACUCUGCUAAGCCAUGCAAGGAUCAAGAAUCGGCGGUGGAGAUCAGCAACAUCGUCUUCGAGAACAUUAGAGGGACUACCACUUCCGAGGAUGCCAUCAAGUUGAGUUGCAACAAAAAUGCUCCGUGCUCUGGCAUAACCCUUGAGAACAUUGAAUUGAAGUUAGAGAGUGGCAAUGGUGACACCGAAAGCACCUGCCAGAAUGCAAAAUGGACAGAAUCUGGAAAUGUUGUUCCAUCACCUUGCAAAGGCAACAACUAG